This is a messenger RNA of Arabidopsis thaliana (thale cress), 1725 nucleotides long. RefSeq lists its product as uncharacterized. The coding region runs from base 594 to 1421 and encodes 275 amino acids. The record is from RefSeq and is marked reviewed. Gene Ontology annotation, biological process: circadian rhythm; regulation of DNA-templated transcription. The transcript is spliced from 6 exons. NCBI's taxonomy places the organism in Eukaryota, Viridiplantae, Streptophyta, Magnoliopsida, Brassicales, Brassicaceae.
AAGAGAGUGAGAGCCUGAGAGGAACAUUAUCCACUGCAUCCCCAUGAGACCAUGGGUCCCACUCCACCGCAAAACAGUCUGUCACGUGUCAUCACCUCCCUAUACCUACAGGACACGUGUCUACACCAAAUCGAGUGAACAUGUGACGUGUCGUCACCAAACCUGAGCCGCUAACCACUGCCUGAUCUGGAGGGUAUAUCCGUAACUUAAAAUCCUUUUGUCGUCUACCCGUAAACAGACAACUUUUAAGAACUACAAAAACGUACAAGUUGGCCAGUUGUGUCUUGCAAGAUUUAAUUAAUUUUAAUUCAAGUGCCGACCUCACACAGAAAAAGAUAUGUUUAACACGUGGACCAAUGAAAGAGUUGCUUUAGAUGGAGGAGUAAUCUAAGCCACAAAUCUCGUUUGUGAAUUCUAAGCCACUAACUAAAGUUCAAACUCACGCGCUCUCCACUUCCUCUCUUCAACUUGCUUCUUUGUCUUCUCUCUCUUUCCUCCUUCGCACUCACAAAUCUACAGAAGAUAGAAGAAGAUAGACUCAUAAUCUUUUGGAUUUGGAUUUAGAUCUGAUCAUAAAGGUUAAAGUAUCAUUCAUGGAUCGUUAUUCGAGGAGGAAUUUAGAGGAUCUUGUUGUGCCUAACUAUCAAGAGACAUCAGAUUCGUACCCUUCUCCUGAUAUGUGGGGUACUGGAUGGAGCAUGAACUCUUCAGAAGCUGCUGAGAAAUGUUUUGAUUAUGAUGUGAUUCACAAUGGUUUCAGUGGAGGAUUAUACAGUCAGAUGGAGAUGGAUAUGGGAACUAGUGAACAAGUAGAAGAAGAAACUAAGAAGUUAAAGGCUAGUGGUUGUUUUGACCGUUCGCUUCAUGAUUUUGAUGAAAUCCAACACAUGGAUGACAUGUUCUUAAGUUCCAUUUUGGAGGAUGUUCCAGGGAAUGAGAAUUUUCUUUCUUUCAAGGAGUCGGAUAAUAACAACAGCUCCAGUUCCUCCUAUCUCGACACAACUGAUGGCAGGGAAGUCCCUUUGUUCCAUUACAACUGGGAAACUUGUCAAGAUAUGCCACUUAUGGAGGAGGAUGCACCUAUGAAUCUGUGUGAGGAGAACAAGGAGGAGGCAUCUGCUGAAGAAGUUGUGUUGCAGGAUCUACAAAGGGCUACAGAAAUGUUGACUGAUGAUACCCGCAAGUGCUUCCGCGAUACCUUUUACCGGCUUGCAAAGAACUCACAACAGAAGUCAGACUCCAACUCGGAUGAGUUCCUUGAGGAUAGAACCAGUAGGGAAACUGAAUUUGAAACCAAACUCAAUCGACAGAGCCGUGGCCAAUCUCACAUUCAACAAGAUGGAAUCCAACAUGAGAAAUAUGCCUCCACCGAAGAGACUUUCUUCUGUUCAAGGAUAAGAGAGUUUCAUCAUAUUUGGUAAUACCAUAUGUGUAUAUAAUAUAUAUGUGUGUGUGUAUGUGUGCUUGGCUUGACUUUUUCCAAGCUUCAGUUUUGAUCUGUUUCAUUAGACUCUGACUCUGCUUCUGGAUUUCCAAUUUCUUAUGCUAUAUGUUAUUUACCGAGUGAACCUGUGAAUGUACAUUACCCCAUGUAGAAUCUGUUGUUUCAAUGUAUCAAAAAAGAUAUUCUUCAGACCUUUUGUUAAUUUGUUGAUAAGAGGAGACACAGAAACAUAUCUAAGUGGGAAACGACCUUGGGAAACAGCAAAGCAGAGGAAUUAGUCU